AUGGCGAUGAUGACAAUAACAGGAAGGAAAGAAAGGAAAGGCUUUCUAAUUUUUCAGCGCUAUGUUUAGCGGAAAGACCCAAGUAGCGAUCGAGCGACAGCUGAGCACAGGCGGUGACAGUUCAGCAGCCGGCAUCUAAAUCCUCUUGCAUCACGGAUGAAUGCAAGCUAGAGAAGCAGAAUUAUAUAUUUUACUUCGUGGGAUGCUCAGCUGAACUUGGGGAAAAUGGCUCCUAAAAACACCACUCAGCUGCUGAAGAACCUCCGUGUGUUGAUGAAAAACACAACCUAUGUUCCCCAGGCUCUACAUGCUUACAUUGUACCUUCAGGAGAUGCUCAUCAGAGUGAAUACAUAGCACCAUGUGAUCAACGGAGAGCUUUUAUUACUGGAUUCACAGGGUCAGCUGGCACAGCCAUUAUCACAGAUUCUGAAGCAGCUUUGUGGACUGAUGGCAGAUAUUACCUCCAAGCAAGGCAGGAAAUGGAUGAAAAUUGGACUUUGAUGAAACAAGGACUCCCUAACACCCCAACUGAAGCCAAAUGGCUGAGCAAAACCCUGCAUGUGGGCUCCACUGUGGGCGUGGACCCUUACCUCCUAGAGGCUGAAUGGUGGCGUGACCUUGCCAGGGAGCUGAAAGGUGCAGGCCAUGUCGUUGUACCUGUCCCUGAGAAUCUUGUCGACCUGGUUUGGAAUGACCGCCCUGCACGCCCAGCCAAGCCUAUUGUACCUCUUGAGGUUAAGUACACUGGGAAGAGUCUGUCAGAGAAAGUGGAGGAGCUCAGAGAAAAGUUGGAGGAGGAAAAUGCAUCGAUGAUCAUAAUAACUGCCUUAGACGAAGUUGCUUAUCUGUAUAAUCUGAGAGGUUCGGACAUUGAGUACAAUCCAGUGUUCUUCUCCUAUGGUGUUGUAACACAGAAAGAGGCCUUUUUAUUUGUUAAUGUAUCUCAGCUAACCUCAGCUGCGAGGGAAGCUCUCCAGGCUGAGGAAGUGAAGGUCACCAUUAAGCCAUAUGAUGAACUUGCUAUGUUUAUUAGUGAACAG
Penaeus indicus is the source of this 1041-nucleotide messenger RNA. RefSeq names its product xaa-Pro aminopeptidase 1-like. The annotation marks the transcript as partial. The transcript is spliced from 6 exons. NCBI's taxonomy places the organism in Eukaryota, Metazoa, Arthropoda, Malacostraca, Decapoda, Penaeidae. The record is from RefSeq and is a predicted model, not a curated record.